AUGGCGGUGGCUGAAAACGGCGUCGCAUCGGGUGGAAACCACUACGACUCGACUGAUCUCGACCGAUCAAACGACAAUCACAUCAACAACAACGAGAAGACUGAGAAAUGCAGUUUGAAGUCGCAGUCUUUGCCCAAAAACGACGCCGUUGUUGUUUCGGAAGAGAAAGAGGAUGAUUAUAAUAGUAACAAUAAUAAUAAUAAUAAUAAUCUGGAAAAUAAUCAUUCUGGUUUGACAAAUUCUGGAAGUAGCGAGAAUAGCGGUGUUACUGAUGAUGAUGAUUUUGAUGAUGAUCAUCAAAACAUCAAAUUUGAUGAUAAUAAUAAUAAUGAUAAUGAUAAAAAUGAAAAUGGAAAGAAUUUUGAUGAGAAGGAAGAAGAAGGGUUUAAGAAGGAAAUUAGGGAUUUACAGGAGAUGUUGUCGAAGCUAAACCCUAUGGCUAAGGAAUUUGUGCCUCCUUCUUUGGUUAAUUAUGUGAAUAUUAAUAAUAAUAUGUUUAGUAAUAACAAUGGCAAUUUCGGUUAUGUUAAUAAUUUUCUAAUUGCGCCGCUGAGUCCGGUUGCCGGCAAUGUCAAUGGAUUCUCUGGUAGAAGGAGGAGGAAUGGGUAUGGUAAUGGGAAAAGGAGGAUGAAUACCCGUACUAGUAUGGCUCAGAGGGAAGAUGUAAUCCGGCGAACCUUGUAUGUUUCGGACAUUGAUCAGCAGGUCACUGAAGAGCAACUUGCAGCGCUUUUUAUCAAUUGUGGACCGGUUGUUGAUUGUCGUAUUUGUGGUGAUCCGAAUUCUGUACUUCGCUUUGCUUUUGUGGAAUUUAUGGAUGAAGAGGGUGCUAAUGCUGCUUUAAGCCUGUCGGGUACAAUGCUUGGGUACUAUCCUGUCAGGGUGCUGCCUUCUAAGACUGCCAUUGCUCCUGUUAAUCCUACUUUCUUGCCCAAGUCUGAAGGUGAGAGAGAAAUGUGUGCACGAACUGUUUAUUGUACCAACAUUGAUAAGAAGGUUACACAAUCUGAAGUCAAACUGUUCUUUGAAUCAUUUUGUGGAGAGGUACAACGCCUGAGGCUGUUGGGAGACUAUCAUCACUCAACUCGCAUUGCUUUUGUGGAGUUUGCUAUGGCUGAAAGUGCAAUUUCGGCUCUCAACUGCAGUGGUGCAGUGCUGGGAUCACUGCCUAUCAGGGUGAGCCCAUCAAAGACUCCUGUUCGCCCUCGUCCUCCUCGCUCUCCAUUGCACUGAAUGGUCACUGGUUUCUCCAAGCCAAGUCACUGCUCAUCUUUAUCUCCACAUAUAUAUACAUAAAUAUAUAUAGAUACACAGAAUAGUAUGAAGGUACUUGUGGCGUCGUUAGUUUUGUCCUUUCGUAUCUUUGGCCCAGUAUCCUGCUUUUACUUAUAGGGAGGUAUUUUAUGUUCUUUUCAAGGCUUUGUUCAAUUUGAACAUGUAGUGAGUUUGGAGGCAAGUUCCGAGGCUCUUCUUUCCUGAGUUAAUUUAUGUUGCACAGCAUAGUAUGACUGAAAACUAUGCUGGAGAUUUGUCUGCUUAAGACUAAUAUCUUUGCAGAUGUUCUCUGACUUUCUUUCUUAAGCCCACAACAAAUUUAUGGGUUCAUUUCUUUGGUUUUUUUUUUUUCAAGAUGGUCCGACUUGUUCAGCUCUUCUUAUUUUGAAUAUUGUCUGAGUUUGGUCUAUGUUUGUGGGCACAUUAUUUUUUAUUCACUGCCCAUAUAUAUGCUGCUGGGAAUCUGGCAUGCUGCUUGUCUAAAGGUUAAGCACGGAUCGGAUAUUCAAUCCGAAAUAUUAUCCUAUAUCUGAAAUUUAAAAUUUCU
Chenopodium quinoa (quinoa) is the source of this 1822-nucleotide messenger RNA. Its product is annotated as polyadenylate-binding protein-interacting protein 11-like. NCBI's taxonomy places the organism in Eukaryota, Viridiplantae, Streptophyta, Magnoliopsida, Caryophyllales, Amaranthaceae. Gene Ontology annotation, molecular function: RNA binding. The transcript has 10 exons. Bases 1 to 1233 code for a protein of 410 amino acids. The record is from RefSeq and is a predicted model, not a curated record.